Lactuca virosa is the source of this 1460-nucleotide messenger RNA. The record is from the annotation of a GenBank genome assembly. NCBI's taxonomy places the organism in Eukaryota, Viridiplantae, Streptophyta, Magnoliopsida, Asterales, Asteraceae.
AUGGCAACCGUUUCGUCUUUUUCCUCUCCCUCAUGGCCAAACCCUAGCCCUAAUCAUCACUCAGACGAUCACUCCUCUGUAGUCCCCACCGUCGAUGGAAGCGAAGAUCUCUCGUCACUGCUACCACCAAUCAAAACAAACCCUACUCAACAACAGCAAAGUCAGUACACUCACGAAGAGGGCGAUGAUAAUGUUAGGGAUUGGCUUAACCAGUUUCUUCCAGAUAAUGAAGUAGGUAUACACGAUGUAAACGAAUCUUCUCAAGAUCCGGAUCGGGUUCCGGUUCAUGACAGUACCCUAAUUCCACACCCUCACAUGGAGGAUCCAGAUUUCCAUGAACAUGCUUCUCCUCCUCCUCCUUCAGCUCUUUCGCUUCUUCACGUAUCCUUCAAUCAAGAUGACGGUUGUUUUGCUUCUGGUAUCAAUCAUGGAUUUAGAAUCUACAACUGUGAUCCUUUCCGCGAGAUUUUUCGUCGAGAUUUCGAGAACGGAGGCGGGAUUGCGAUAGUGGAGAUGCUAUUUCGUUGCAAUAUACUUGCGUUAGUCGGUGGUGGUCCGGAACCACAGUAUCCUCCCAAUAAGACGAGACCGAAUCAUCGUGGUUUUGGAACAGAAGAUAUUGGUCUGCAGAAGGGGCAAGUUAGGGUUGAACAUUAUGCUUCGAAAAAAACAAAGUUUAUUCUAGCUCACGAUUCACGGAUUGCCUGCUUCACUCUAGCACAGGAUGGGCAUAUGAUUGCUACAGCCAGCACCAAAGGAACUCUAAUUCGAAUUUUCGAUACACAUGAUGGGACACUGUUGCAGGAGGUAAGAAGGGGUGCAGAUAGAGCAGAAAUAUAUAGCCUAGCGUUUUCAUCUACAAUCCAAUGGCUGGCAGUUUCUAGUGACAAAGGCACUGUUCAUGUGUUUAGCCUGAAGCCCAGUCAAGGAAGCCAAGGCAUAAUAGACAAGGGCAAGGCUACUACUGAAUCAUCUGACCAGAAUCACAAUAACAAUACUACCCCUGUUUCUUCGUCAAGCUCGUCUCUCUCCUUCAUUAAAGGAGUGUUGCCUAAGUACUUCAGCUCAGAGUGGUCGGUAGCCCAGUUCCGGUUGGUUGAAGGUUGUCAGUACAUUGUUGCAUUUGGGCACCAAAAGAAUACAGUGGUUAUUAUUGGCAUGGAUGGAAGUUUUUAUAGAUGCAAAUUUGAUCCUACAACUGGUGGGGAGAUGACACAACUGGAAUAUCAUAACUUUGUGAAGCCUGAAAACUCUUUUUAAAACCAAAGACAAAGAGGAGAAGAGGAGAAUGAAUGCUGUGUGUUUGUGGUAUAAAACGGAACCACACCCUAGGUGUAGUUUGGGGCACGGUUUGGUCCCGCACGGAGAUGAUUGACAUGGUGAUUUGCUUGAUGAAUCAAAAGAAGAUUUGGAUAUAUUUGUUGAGGAUUCAUAUGACAUGACGGUUGAGACAAAGAUUC